GUCUGUCUGUGCGUCUGUCUAUGUGUUGUUUUGUGUGCAUGUUGAGGCUGAGUGGAAGUGGAGGAACGUGUGCUCAGGUCCUUUUAACAAAGAACCUGGACACUUCGUGUGUGUGUGUGAGAGAGAGUGCAUGUUGUAAUAUGACACAUUUAGAUACUACCUUUCAUCAUUUGCACUUAUGAAAAAGAGCUAUUUAUGUUUAUUUAUCUGAGCCAUUCUCUUCUGCCAAGGCAUUAUCUGAAGCAGGCGCGGUGUGGCUUUGUUGUUUUGUAAAAGAGGAGGAAAACAAACAGGACUUUCUGCCUGUUUCUUGUCUAUUUAGUUAGCUAGAUAUAGUUUAUUUUACUUGAGCGAAGAUGUCCACUGACUGCCAGAAGACCACUGCCAAGGCCAUCCCGUCGACCAAGAGGGUGACCAUCAGCGACGCGGAGCACAUGCCCCACGACUACUCCACUACUCCCGGGGGGACUCUGUUCAGCACGACCCCGGGUGGUACCAGGAUCAUCUAUGACCGAAAGUUCCUGCUGGGGUGUCGCAGCUCUCCAGUGGCCAAGACUCCUCCACGAGGUCUGCCUGACAUUCCAGGGGUGACCAGUCCUCCGUCCAAAGACACCAUUGAGAAGGCUCGUAAAGGAGAAUUACUGAACAACAACAACAACAUCACCGCACCUGAUAGCAACGACACUGGUGAGGAUGCACAGUUUGAAAUGGAUAUCUAGGUGGUGCCGGAACAAGUAUUAAGAUGUCAGACUUACCAACAAGAUGCUGUGAAGGGAGGCUCAGAAGUACCUUCUCUUUUCCCAUCAUCCAUUCCAUGAAGACGAAGGUUCGCCUUCAAUAUCUCCGGUGUCUUUAAGUCUGUCUUUGUCAAUCUACUUUGCUUGUUUUGUACAGAACAAAUCUGUAUUGAAACGUUUUCUGUCGGCCUCAAGGCUCAAAAAUGAAUCCUGUGUCAUAAAGUGUGCCUUCCUGUAGUGGCUACAAGUUAAAAAUUAACACUGAGAAGUACUUCACACCAACAAAGCCUCAUCCCUAAGAAUCGGGGUAAAUGAAUGAAAAAUGAAGAUCAAAGGGGGGAAAAAAAUCAAUUUGCUGAUUUUUUUAUAACCAUUCCAGAAGGAUUGGCCUCUCAGUGUGCGUUUAUUUCCACACAUUUCCUGACACCUCUCCUCAGAUAUUGCCUUGAAAUGUUCAAGAUACUGUAUAAUUUUUGACUGUACUCUUAAAAACGAGUUCUUGACCUUCAUACAGAGAAUGUAGAACAUAAUUUUGUUGAAUUUUGAAACGGAUUUUCACACGGUUUGUAGGGUGACAAAAAACAUUAAAGAAAACACCAUUAAAACAAA
Messenger RNA from Thunnus maccoyii (southern bluefin tuna), 1346 nucleotides. Its product is annotated as eukaryotic translation initiation factor 4E-binding protein 1-like. Gene Ontology annotation, biological process: negative regulation of translational initiation. Bases 357 to 719 code for a protein of 120 amino acids. The transcript is spliced from 3 exons. Lineage: Eukaryota; Metazoa; Chordata; Actinopteri; Scombriformes; Scombridae. The record is from RefSeq and is a predicted model, not a curated record. Gene Ontology annotation, cellular component: cytoplasm. Gene Ontology annotation, molecular function: eukaryotic initiation factor 4E binding.